This is a messenger RNA of Xenia sp. Carnegie-2017, 979 nucleotides long. RefSeq names its product CAP-Gly domain-containing linker protein 4-like. The transcript is spliced from 6 exons. Lineage: Eukaryota; Metazoa; Cnidaria; Anthozoa; Malacalcyonacea; Xeniidae. The record is from RefSeq and is a predicted model, not a curated record. Bases 246 to 758 code for a protein of 170 amino acids.
AAAUUAUCCACUCAGAUGGACGUUCGAGAAACAAAAGACCAAGUACAGCCCCCAGUCCUUACAGUUACGGUGGCCGACGCAUACGGCCUUCAAAAACAUGGCCAAGUCAGUUAGACAAAUACAAAGACUUGCUAUCACCACCACAAGGAAUACCACCACCAAGACGAAGACCCUCGGUGAAAAGGGAGACAAGAUAUCGUGUCCAUAUUACAAAUAACAAUGAAUCCGAGGAUAACGUUGGCGACAUGAGUGAAAAAGUCGGCGAGGCAAGAACACAUCUAUCCAUCCUGGCCAAUCGUCCAAAAUCUACCUACGGAAACCGAGCCCUUUCGAUCAAUCACAGAGCCGAACUCGACACGAAAGACUGGGUUCCUAAACAAGUCUUGGCUGACUGUCUGAAACGCAAGUUGAGCUGGGAGCAUGAGAGCGACAACGUGACCGCUGACCAGUUUGCAAUGCAGUACGUAAAACUUGGAGAUCGUGUGAUUUUCGAGCUGACUGUGGACGAUACAAAGCAAAAUGUUCCUGCUACUGUUAAAUAUAUUGGUCCAGUUUAUCAUUCAAAUUUCAAACCGGGAAUAUAUGCUGGUUUAAAGUUAGACAUUCCAGCCGGGGAUACAAAUGGACGCGUAGGUGACCGAGCGUACUUUCGUUGCCUGAAGCAUCAUGGUAAAUUCGUGAAAAUAUCGCACAUCCUUGCCGUGCAAAACCCGCGGACCCAGCAAUACACGAGAAUUCUACCAACAGUGUAUAAGUAAAGCAAGAAAAUCCUCUGCGUAAUUCUUGACGAUAAAAUUUUCAACACUUUUGGCAAUGUGUGAUAUAUUUUUGUGAGAGAAACCGCUUUUACAUGUGAACGUAUAUCUUUGCGGGACGAAAUGUAAUUAAAGUAGAAUUAUAAUUAGUUUUCUAGACUAACACUUUUUUUAAUAUUUAGAUGUGAUUUUUUUCAAUAAACAGUCUCAUGUGGUUUUGGUAA